This is a messenger RNA of Lactuca saligna, 774 nucleotides long. The record is from the annotation of a GenBank genome assembly. NCBI's taxonomy places the organism in Eukaryota, Viridiplantae, Streptophyta, Magnoliopsida, Asterales, Asteraceae.
AUGAGGACGGGUGGUCAUGAUGGAUUUGAGGACUACUAUUUUGAGGAAGCAGAUGCACAAGCAGACUUCCGGUCACCACAGACCCCAUACAUGCCACGACCACCGAACACGCCACCGACACCACAUGGGUCCACCUCUAGAGGUUUGGAUCUAGGAAAAUCCACAGCACGUGUACUAGUCUCUAUUGGGAGAAUAUGGAUCAUCUAUGGCCCCGAUUCAACGAUAUUCCCUAUGAGGCUCUUAUAUAGAUGUUUUCGCAUUUCAAGGCCAUGUAAGCAUUGGUCCACAGAUAAGUUGAGAAAUAAUUCAAAAAUUGCUCAGCAGAACCGCAAAACCGUAGAUGCUAGUGGGUCGACAGCAAGGCACACUGCGAGUAGUAUAGGAUUUGACAAGCACCGUAACGACUUAGAAAAGAUGAUGGUUAAACCACCCACACAAUAUGAUGUUUUCAUGAAGAAGCAUGGUACAACUGAGUCAAAAAAAAAUUUGCAGGAGAUCAUGAAAAUCUCGAAUAUUGCUCACAAACGGCCAAAGAAGCACAGGAGGUGUAUCUACAGGGGUUGGUCAAAAAAUAUGGAGAAGAUCUUUCAAACCAUAAAGAUGAUGUAUGGUUAUGGGAGGAAACCCAAGUUAGGAAAAGGAAAGAAGAAUGGUGAUAUCUAUGGGAUAGGAACAUCAUAUAUACAUUUUGUGGUUUCUGGGACACCAUCUUCCCAAUCCAACAAUCCACCCAAUCGGACAGUACACAACAAGAGGUAUGUUGUUAUGGUUUAA